CACCUCCCAUCAUCUGACUGUCCCGCACUUCUCCGCCCCUAAACAUGCGAUUUCCGGUGUGCACCUCCCCGCCCCCUCUGUGUGUCCCGGGCGGAAGUAGGCCUGUACUAAGAGAGUGGAGGAGGAAGCUGCGGUCUGUGACUGUUACGAUGGCCGGAGCCGAUGGGGAUGACUCGCUGUAUCCGAUCGCGGUCCUGAUCGACGAGCUGCGGAACGAGGACGUGCAGCUGCGUCUGAACAGUAUCAAGAAGUUGUCUACCAUAGCCCUGGCCUUAGGGGUAGAGAGGACUCGGACGGAGCUGCUGCCAUUCCUUACUGACACCAUCUAUGAUGAAGAUGAGGUGCUUUUGGCACUGGCUGAACAGCUGGGAAGUUUCACCACUCUGGUUGGAGGACCAGAAUUUGUCCACUGUCUGCUGCCUCCCCUGGAAAGCUUGGCCACUGUGGAAGAGACCGUAGUGCGUGACAGAGCAGUGGAAUCCUUACGGAAGAUCUCGCAUGAACAUUCUCCUGUUGACCUUGAAGCUCAUUUUGUACCGCUGGUGAAACGCCUGGCUAGUGGGGACUGGUUCACGUCACGCACAUCUGCGUGUGGUCUCUUCAGUGUGUGCUACCCUAGAGUGUCUAGUACUGUCAAGGCAGAGAUAAGGCAACACUUCCGCAACCUGUGCUCUGAUGACACUCCAAUGGUACGACGUGCUGCUGCUUCCAAACUUGGUGAAUUUGCCAAAGUCCUUGAACUGGAAUAUGUGAAAAAUGACAUCAUUCCUCUCUUUACCAACCUGGCCUCAGAUGAGCAGGACUCUGUACGGCUAUUGGCAGUGGAAGCCUGUGUCAGCAUUGCUCAGCUCCUUCCUGAAGAGGAUCUUGAAGCUCUGGUGAUGCCUACACUGCGACAAGCCACCGAGGACAAAUCCUGGCGUGUUCGCUACAUGGUUGCCGACAAAUUUUCAGAGCUCCAGAAAGCUGUUGGCCCAGAGAUCACGAAGAAUGACCUCGUACCUGCAUUUCAGAACCUGCUAAAAGACUGCGAAGCAGAGGUCCGAGCUGCAGGGGCUCACAAAGUGAAGGAGUUUUGUGAGAAUCUGCCAGGAGAUGGAAGGGAGACCAUCAUUAUGAACCACAUUCUACCCUAUGUAAAGGAACUGGUGUCCGACACAAAUCAGCACGUGAAAUCCGCUCUGGCAUCUGUAAUCAUGGGAUUAUCCACAAUUUUAGGAAAGGAUAAUACAAUUGAGCAUCUCCUACCUCUCUUCCUAGCUCAGCUGAAAGAUGAGUGCCCAGAAGUUCGGCUGAAUAUAAUAUCCAACUUGGACUGUGUAAAUGAAGUGAUUGGAAUCCGUCAGCUCUCCCAGUCUCUCUUACCAGCCAUUGUGGAGCUGGCGGAGGAUACAAAGUGGAGAGUGAGGCUUGCGAUCAUAGAAUACAUGCCCUUGCUCGCUGGGCAGCUGGGGGUGGAGUUUUUUGAUGAAAAGCUGAAUUCUUUGUGCAUGGCUUGGCUUGUUGACCAUGUUUACGCCAUCCGAGAAGCAGCCACCAACAAUCUAAUGAAGCUGGUGGAAAAGUUUGGUGCAGAGUGGGCACAGAAUACUAUAGUUCCAAAAGUCUUAGCCAUGGCAAAUGAUCCCAACUACCUGCAUCGGAUGACCACUCUGUUCUGUGUCAAUGCUCUGUCUGAAGCAUGUGGAAAGGAUAUCACCACCAAGCUGAUGCUGCCCAUUGUACUGAAGAUGGCAGCUGACCAGGUGGCUAAUGUACGUUUCAACGUGGCCAAAUCGCUGCAAAGAAUAGGACCAGUCCUGGAUAGCAAUACAUUACAGACAGAUGUGAAGCCUGUACUGCAGAAGCUGGGCCAGGAUGAGGAUAUGGACGUGAAAUAUUUUGCGCAGGAAGCAAUGACUGUCCUUGCCUUGGCAUAAGAAGAAUAUGGAGACAACCACUUUACCCCAUUGUUUGUUCAGUAUGUAGUAGAACGAUUGUUUUGAACCUCUGCGGAACAACCUUUCAAGACCUCACGGAACAUAUGGCAACUACUGUUGGAAGACCACAUUCCCUGCACAUGUGCCUCUUCUAAAAGACUUUGUUUGUUUUUGUUUGUUUUUUGUUUUGUACAACUUUAUUUAUGUAUGUCCAAUCUCAUGUUUUUUAUUUGCAGUUCAAAGGGAGUCUUGUUACUGGUGAUGGUCAGAGCUUUUUGUUAUUUUGGUGAUGACAUAAAGAAUUGGGUACCCACAGACACUAUUGCCAGGUUUCUUUAAAUAUUAAAUUAUUGAAUAAUCGAUCAGCAGAGUGGUGGUCUGACCAUCUGACACUAAUGGUCAUUGUCGUGUGUAUUGGAUAGAAAUGACGGUCUGGCCACAGUGGAUAAUGUAACGGUGAAGAGACCGAUGAGUCCAGUGUCAUUGACUGAAGUAAAACAAUUGAUGAAUCCAUUUAGUUGACAUUUUCAUACAAAGAAAAAACCCAAUUGGCUUCUUGUGUACAAAGGUCUCCGUUUGUGGUCCAGAACCCCCAUACUCCAACCACAUACUUCUAUAUUAAGUUGCUGGCCAUUCAUAUAACGAUUUGGGUAUGGGGAUGUACUUCUUAGGAGUGUUUUUUUAUGUGUAAUGUUUGCUUGCCACUGUGUAAAUGGAACAUUUGUGACGUAAAACCACUGGACCGGCUUGGUCAGUGAAAAUGAAUACUGGAGAAACCAGUCAGUGGAGAUUAAUUUUUUUUUGAGAUGGAGACAAUGAACUGUUAAGAACAUAUAUGCUGUAACUGUGCCCGGAAGGCAUUAUUCACAUGUGCAUAAUACAUAUGUGUCACAUGCAGUAAGGGAACACUGUUGUAAGCUUCCUUCUCUUUGCAUUUUAUCUUCUUCCUUUGAGGACUGCAGGAAGGGUCCACCCAGCAUCACCUUAACCCCCGCCCCCCUCCUUGCUGCUGGUGCUGUAAUGAAAUAGUAACACUGCGAGGGUCAGUACUUUGCAUGUCUGGUAUGAUCAGGGGCUGUGCUCGCCUUCUGACAAGCAACCUCUUUUUCAGGUCUAUUUAAUGUGAUGCCUCCUUGAAAAAGAACGUGGCAUUCCAUCUUUUUUAGUUUAUUUUGUUAGCUGGUCUGCUUUGCAUCCCCAAUGCCUGGACAAAGGUUCCUCUCAUUUUAAGAUAAUCCCUCUCCGCAAACUGUGUGCACCCCAAUCACCCCGAGAAAGCCUUUUUUAAAAGUGCAAAAACUAACUGAAGUCCUCUUAGGACAUUCCUUGAAGGUUAACUCUAUAACGGCUGUAGAAAUAGUGUCAUGUAAGUGCUUGAUUAAAAGGAAAUAAACAUUCAAUUGGAUUUACGCUUCAA
Molecule: messenger RNA, 3336 nt
Organism: Pseudophryne corroboree (corroboree frog)
Lineage: Eukaryota; Metazoa; Chordata; Amphibia; Anura; Myobatrachidae
Gene: PPP2R1B
Product: protein phosphatase 2 scaffold subunit Abeta
Exons: 15
Coding region: 45-1919 (624 amino acids)
Biological process (GO): protein dephosphorylation
Cellular component (GO): protein phosphatase type 2A complex; cytoplasm
Molecular function (GO): protein phosphatase regulator activity; protein binding
Source: RefSeq, a predicted model, not a curated record